Messenger RNA from Arachis stenosperma, 1251 nucleotides. RefSeq lists its product as uncharacterized. The transcript is spliced from 2 exons. Bases 128 to 664 code for a protein of 178 amino acids. The record is from RefSeq and is a predicted model, not a curated record. Lineage: Eukaryota; Viridiplantae; Streptophyta; Magnoliopsida; Fabales; Fabaceae.
ACUUGAAAUCGAAGAGAGAGAAAGAGCGUGAAAACUCGAAAUCCCGCGCUCUCACAGUAUCCCACUCACUCCUUCCAAUUUUUGAAUCCCCCAAAUUUUCCCUCUUUUCUACUUUCUCUUCGUUCCCAUGGAAGAAGAUGACGAAUGGGAGCUUUGUAACGACGAUGGAUUCGUCUACAAGCGCAAACGCCGCCGUAUAGAUCCGUCGUCGACGGCAGUGGAGAAUGCAGAGGCAGCGGCGGCGGCGGAGAAUGAGAACCGGCGAAGGGAGAGGAAGAAGCGAACGCUGCUGAAGCUGAAAACGAAGUACGAGAAUGAGAUCCGCGAGUGGGACACAUUGUCGAACACCUUGCGUGCAAUGCAAAACGCAGCGUUGCAGCAACAGCAACAACGGCAACAAGAACAACGCGCUUCGGAGGAGCAAACGCGAGACCCAUCUUCGCUCCCUUCCACUUCUUCGACGGAUUCCGUUGGUGGGUCCUUGCUUGAUGAGCUUCUCUUGCAGGUGGAAACCCAGGAAGCUAUAAUCCAAGACAUUUCAAAUUUAUGUAACGUAGCAGAAUCAGUGUGCUUUAAGCGAGAAGAACAGUUUAAAAAAUCUCUGUUUGAUCUUCCCAUAUGGGCUUCUCCAGUUGAGCUCAUGCAAGCAUUGUGUGAUGAAUGAAUUAGGUUCUUUCUUUUUGUGAAUUAAUGUUAUUCUUUUCUGGGGUGAUGGAUGCGUAAGUGAACAAAGAUAGAUAUUACAGAGAACAACCCUUGAUGUCAUGUACAACUAUGCAGAUUGGUAAAUAUUUCUUAGACGUGUUAGAUUUAAGGGAAUCAAGGUUUUGGCUGGAAUUAUGAAAUUGGAACGACCAAGAUAGAGAGAACCCCUGAUUUCCUCGAAAUUGUGGAAGGCAAGCUUCUCUGAAGUAUUCAGUGAAGCACAAAGAUUGAAUUCUGUAGUUACUGUAUAUUAGUAUAUUUAUUUAAGUUUUAGAAUCUAAUGAGUUGUUGGGAAUUUUUCACUGGUUUUGUUUAGAAAAUUGUGACAUUUUUUAUAAAAAGAAAAUUGAAGUAGGGAGUGAAUGACUUUUCUAUAGGAUCAUGAAUUUAAGAUUCUCUAAAGUGAGUAAGUUGGUAAAGUGGGAGACUUAAAUUCUUCACUUUAGAGGAUUUAAAUUCUUUUCUUUAAGAUGUAUUGUAAGGUGUCAUCAAUUCAGCGUAGGAGACCCCUGUUCAAGUGUAGGAAAUCCUUACUAUCUUUCUAAA